Messenger RNA from Exophiala spinifera, 2010 nucleotides. RefSeq lists its product as uncharacterized. The transcript has a single exon. Gene Ontology annotation, molecular function: DNA-binding transcription factor activity, RNA polymerase II-specific; zinc ion binding; DNA binding. Gene Ontology annotation, biological process: regulation of DNA-templated transcription; DNA-templated transcription. The record is from RefSeq and is a predicted model, not a curated record. The coding region runs from base 1 to 2010 and encodes 669 amino acids. NCBI's taxonomy places the organism in Eukaryota, Fungi, Ascomycota, Eurotiomycetes, Chaetothyriales, Herpotrichiellaceae.
AUGCUAAGAAAGCGGGAGCCCCGAGCGUGCGACAUCUGUCGCCAAAGAAAAGUACGAUGCAACGUGGCAAGAAUUGGUGUGCCCUGUUUCAAUUGCUCUCGGGCGUCUGCCACCUGCUCCGUGAGCCACAGUCCUGCGCGAGGAAAACGGUCAGGGGAGCAGGGAUCCGCGAACAUUGUGCCUCCAGCCAACAUCUAUACGUUCAAAGUUAACUUCCCCAGGACACAUAGCUCUCCUAGCGACGAUCUAACCGCUGUGCCUGCCCCCGAGUCCGCGCAAGGUUCACCCAAGGAAAGUCGUUACCAUGUCACAGACAUCCCGCCGAAUGAUGCUGAGCACAUCUCGUUGCCACCAAUCAAACAUGGGCUGCCGGAAUUUAUCGCCCCUCUGCCUGAGAGCAUCGACCAGAACGUCUUGCGACUGUUGCAUGAAAGCGGAGCUAUCUCAAUCCCUCCUAAAAGUAUAGUUGAUGAGCUGCUCAGAGGUUUUGUUUGCUAUGUGUAUCCCUUAUUACCGAUCGUCGACCUGGGCAGCUUUAUCGACGCCAUGAGUGGGACAAACGAGAACACCAUAAGUUUAUUGCUAUUUCAGGCGGUCAUGAUGGCAGGCGCUGCAUUUGCGGACCUGUCGCAUAUGCAAUAUGUGGAUUUUCAGAGCAGUACCGACAACCAAAGGAUGUUUUUCGAGCGAGUCAAACUGCUUUACGAAUUGGAUGUCGAAUCCAAUCCCACAACCAUGGUCCAAGCUCUUCUUCUGAUAACCUAUUGGCAUUCCCAGCUUAACGAUAUAAAAGGGCGAGUCUACUGGCUGAAUAUUGCUCUGUCACUGGCCUGUGGAAUCGGUUUGCACAUCCCUAGUCACUAUUCUGACCAGCCAGAACAAAGUCGAUUCCGCCGCAGGCUAUGGGGUUGCUGCAUCGUAAGAAGCCAGCUCUUGUCCUUGACGGAGCGCCGGCAAGUUUCACCUCCGUCAUUUGCCACGGAUUGCGAAGUCAUGCAACUAGACGACUGGGAUGACAUAGCUUUGACUCGGGCACUGACCAAAUACUGCCCUUCUGGCUGUGAUCUUGAUGUGAGUCUCGUGGGCCGACUAUUUAUACAACAGGUCAAGCUGUGUGUUAUCAUCAGUCGCGUCCUCGAAUCACAGUACGAAUUGAGCGGAGUGAGACGGAUCGACUCAAGCGAUGCACAUAUGAUGUUAAUACCAAAAGCAAAGGCUCCGAGCGUGGCAGUAGUUGCUCGGGAUCAAGAACUUCGAGAGUGGUAUACCGAGACAUCUUCACUCACCACUGCAUUCGGCCAAGAUCACCGCAGUAAUGGAGCACUGCUCGGCGUGCACUCUGCAGCACUAGAGAUGCUUUACUGGACGACGUUGUCUGCAGCUCAUCGCCCUCAUCUACUCCAUGAACAUCACACAGACUCGGCUACCGGAGCCCUGCAGGAGUACUCAUGCCUCACAGUCCAGUCCGCCGCACGACGGGUCACCGAAAUCGGGAAAACUUUGGAGGACAGCAAUCUUGUGCAGUUUCUGCCGCCGCUCGCGGUUGGAGCGUUCAUCGUGACAUCUAUUCAACAUCUUAAGGAUGCCAUGUCGACCGAACCGGAGCGACGCGGGACAGGAUCCCUGUAUCUUGGACAAACGCUUCAGGUGUUCACAGCAUUGAGGAAAAGGUAUUUGUCUGUAGAUACUGCGAUUGAUUUUAUCGAGCGUGUCAAGCGCGGCCGUGUCUUCUAUCAUUCUGUUGAGUGGGAGGAACGACUCCGUCCAGCGACUGGGGCGGAAGGAGCCUCAAUUCGCCAUUUUGCUGGAGAGCCUGAAUCUAGCCGUACAGCUGAGACGAGAUCUCUGCCCCAGCUUGAUAUGGACACUGCUGACCUACGAUGGUCUGAACAAAGUGGGCGCGCCACGCCUCGCAGCUUUCGCGAUGGUAACGACUUGUUGGACUUGGCGUACCUCCCGGUGCCGAACCUUGAAGGGUUCUCGGAAGUAUUUUUUUCAAGCUUGGUCUGA